Molecule: messenger RNA, 579 nt
Organism: Diutina rugosa
Lineage: Eukaryota; Fungi; Ascomycota; Pichiomycetes; Serinales; Debaryomycetaceae
Exons: 1
Coding region: 1-579 (192 amino acids)
Source: RefSeq, a predicted model, not a curated record
AUGCUGACGGCGGGGGCGGUGUCGCAGGCGCUCGACGACUUGUUGGCGAUGGUGGACGCCACCCACUUCACUGCCCGUCAAAAACAGCUGGUGCGGGCGCUGCUUCACGCCAUCCAAAAGCUUGUCAUCGCCCAAGCCGAUGACCGGGUCGUCGUCGCUGCUGGCCACCUAGCGCUUGCGUUUAAAGGUCUCCUUGACGAAGGUGCUCGACCUGACUUUGACACUGAAGAUCUCAUGCAUAAGCUUAAGUUUACUCUGGUUCUGGCGCCGUUUCCUUCUUCUCGUACCGGUCCGGUGAGUCUGACCCCUAAACGGGCACUGGUGAUGGCGAUGCCUCAAUUGGGUAAUCAGCGACGACUGCCACGGCCUUUGGUAAACCGUUACUCAAUGGAUAUGGCCCCGAAUGAGAGACAAACUCGGCAUUCUCCGUUACGGCAACCACCGGUGAAUAAUCGCAGUUUCAUUGAAGAAGAUGACCUGGAAGAGUUUGAUGAGGAUGAGGAUGAUCUCGCUAACUCGUUCGAUAAUCCAUUUGUGCAACGCCGAUAUCUGCAACCGGUGAUGAGACCGUUUCCGUGA